Messenger RNA from Mirounga angustirostris (Northern elephant seal), 5721 nucleotides. It is a transcript of the gene CFAP251, whose product is annotated as cilia and flagella associated protein 251. The record is from RefSeq and is a predicted model, not a curated record. The transcript has 24 exons. Gene Ontology annotation, molecular function: protein binding. NCBI's taxonomy places the organism in Eukaryota, Metazoa, Chordata, Mammalia, Carnivora, Phocidae. Gene Ontology annotation, cellular component: sperm flagellum. Bases 860 to 4546 code for a protein of 1228 amino acids.
GCCCGGGGCGGCCUCAGAGAGACCCGAGCUGGAGGAAGGAGCCGCGCCUGGGCGUUGUGUCCCCCCCCCCCACAGCCCCCCCCCCCUUUCCUCCCUUCCCCUGGACCCCCCGCAUCAAGAUGCGCCCGCGAAGUUUGCAGUCCGAGCAGGCCCCGUGCUCAGGGCCCCGGGCUCGGAAUCGUAGCAAUGCUUUUCCAGCCGGAGGAAGCGAGCGUUAGAGAGGUCUGCCUCUUCCCAGCCGUGUGAUCUGAUUAAGUCCCUUCAACUCCCAGAGCCUCAAACUCAAGUUUGUCGGAAGAAAUAAAUGCGAGACUGUGUUAGAAGUCUGUUAAACUUUGUAAACGAUUGCUGCCUUUCUCAAGCCCUCUGCGGCAGCUGCGUUGAGCAUUUUACGUGUCAUCUCAACCCCAGAGUUUAGGGUUCUCAUUUUUAUUCUGCCUGUGAGCGAAUUUGGACUCUGAGGGGGUACAGUGACUUGCCCAAGGUCACAGAGCAAGUGGGUGGUGGAACCAGGAUUCAGUGCUAGGAGAGGCCGACUGCAAAGCCCAUGCUUUUAACCACUAAGCCACUGCUUCUGCCCUUAUUUACAGUGUUAGAAUUGUUGUUAAUGCCUGGGUUGUCAGUUUGCUGCCUGUGGGAAUAUGAAUAUACAUAAAGUGAGUUACAAUGCUCUAAAGUUAUUCCUAGAAAGAUGAGAGGCCCCGGCAUCAAUAUGCUUUAGAUUUGGGACAGGCUUUCCCAGAAGUAUGGGAUUCCUUUCAUUCCUGUGGAAAGGAAUCGGAGCUGGUAUUGCACACUUCAUCAAUAGGUUAGUGCACCAGGAAAUUAAAAUGGGAAACCGAGGGAACUACUGAUUGUUAUGGUCAAAAUUUCUCUAAAGGAAACUCCACAAAGAAGAAUGUCAGAUGCAGGGGAGUCCCCACUAGAAGAAGCAGAAGAAGAUGGAGAAACAGAAAUGGAAGAAGAGUAUAACCAAUAUUACAGAGAGGUGGAAAGUGUGCAACAGGAAUUAAAAGAAGAUGACAUAUUAGUACGGAAAGAGCCUCAGCAGGAGGGGGAGCAAGAGGAGGAGGAAGAGGAAGGAGAGGAGGAAGGGAGAGAGGAAGAGGAAGAGAAGGAAGGAGAGGAGGAUAGAGAGGCCGUCAGAGAAGAAAUAGAGGAAAAGCCUGGAGCAGCCCAGGAGGAGGGGGCUGCGGGACAGGAAGAAACCACAGUGAAGCCUCCAGAAGUCACCAAGUCCAUGACCAGUUUGAAGAGACUUACAUUGACUGAUUCCCAGUCAGUCAUGUCAGGAACUUCCCUAAGAACCCUUAGCGAGUCAAAGCAUUCAUUAGAAUCAGAGCAUUCUGAAACAAAUGAGCUUUUAAGAGACUUGAGCUCAGAACUAAGAUUUCUUGAUUUGGAUCAAACCCGUUCUGAGGAACAAGAUAUUAGUUUCCCUGAAACACAGUCCUCAAGUGAGCUCAGGGAGAAAAUCGACCAGAUGCCCCAAGAUGAAUUGGGACGAGAAAGGAGAGAAGAGAAAAGAUUAUCAUACUUAAGUGACGAACAAGAGAAGGAAUUCCAGUCCAAAGCAGAGAUCCCGGAGAAAUCACUGGUGUCUGCCAGCGAGGACAUUUUGUUUCAAAAGGAUGACCAUGCCAACGUGUAUCCUUUGACCAUGACUUGGUCUUUCGGAUGGAACAGUUCUCUUCCUGUUUACUAUAUUCGAGACGAAAACCAGAGAGUUCUUCUGUAUGUCUGUGCUCACACUGCGGUCAUCUACAAUGUUUUCAAGAAUACUCAGCACCAUCUUCAGGGCCACCCUAAUGUGAUCUCCUGCCUCUGCAUCAGUGAAGACAGGCGGUGGAUUGCCACGGCUGACAAAGGGCCCAACUGCCUGAUAAUUAUAUGGGACUCCUUCACAGGCAUUCCUGUGCACACGAUAUUUGACAGCUGCGCAGACGGCAACGGCAUCGGGGCCAUAGCCAUCACCCGGGACGCCAAGUAUCUGGCAACCAUCUCGGAUGCUGAAAUCCAGAAAGUUUGCAUCUGGAGGUGGACUUUAGCAGUGGAAACGCCAGCGUGUACGCUCAACCUUCCUAAAGAGUAUGGUGUUCAGAACUACCUUACGUUUAAUCCAACAAAUAAUAAAGAAUUGGUGAGCAAUAGUAAAACACAGGCAAUAUAUUAUUUGUGGUAUGAAGAGGGAAAUAUACUUGCUUACAGUGCCCCACGUUUAACAGAAAAAACAUUCAACAAGCUUGUGGGAAAAUUCAGCCAGUCAGUCUUUCAUUUGAAUUUAACACAAAUACUCUCAGCAACAAUGGAAGGGAAGCUGGUUGUCUGGGACAUACACCGCCCGCCAUCCUCUGCCUCCGCCUUGGUGGGCUCUCCUCACAUUAAACCUUGUAAAUUGGUUCAUUUGCAGAAAGAGGGCAUCACUGUGCUCACUACAGUUGAUAGCUAUAUUGUCACAGGUGAUAUUAGAGGCAACAUUAAGUUCUACGAUCACACCCUGUCCAUUGUUAACUGGUACAGCAACUUCCAACUGAGCUCCAUAAGGACCCUGUCGUUUUCAAAGACCCCAGCAGCUCCGCCCACUGAAAAAUCAAACUAUCCUCCAGACUGCACUUUAAAAGGUGACCUUUUUAUUGUAAGGAAUCUUAUCAUUGGAACAUCUGAUGCAACAGUGUACCACUUAACGACAGAUGGGACCAAACUUGAGAAGUUAUUCGUGGAGCCCAAGGAUGCGAUUUGUGCCAUCUCCUGCCACCCAUACCAACCCCUCAUCGCCAUUGGGAGUUUCUGUGGGAUGAUCAAAGUGUGGGAUUACGAAAAGAAAAAGUACCUUUUCAGCAGGGUCUUUGAGAAGGGGCUUGGCGUCCAGAGUCUAACCUACAAUCCUGAAGGAGCCCUUCUUGGGGCUGGCUUCACUGAGGGGACAGUUUAUAUUCUUGAUGCAAUGUCCCUAGAAAACCAAAUCCCAGAGCCUUUCAAAUAUUCCAGAACCAACGUGACUCAUAUCAGCUUCUCCCAUGACUCCCAGUACAUGGCAACUGCUGAUGUACACUUUACUGUGGCUGUUUACAUGGUGGUAGUCAAAAAUGGACACCGGGUUUGGGAAUAUCUGGCAAGGCUUCGUUCUCAUCGCAAAAGCAUCCGCAGUCUCCUGUUUGGGGUUCAUCUGGACAGCAAUGAGCCGAGACUGCUGAGCCUCGGGAGAGACAGGCUCUUGAUUGAAUAUAAUCUUCUCAAGAGCUACAGAGACAACCUGGAGGUCCUGGACAUUCACCGCACCGACCAGGGCAACUAUCCCACCUGUAUGGUCUGGUACCCACCACUCACCAAGGAACUCUUCCUGCUCAUUUGCAACAGUGGCUACAAAGUGAAACUUUUUAAUUCUACCACCAAAAUGUGCAGAAAGACACUUCUUGGGCCGGUUUUUGGGUCUCCCAUUGAGCAGAUACAAAUCCUCCCAGUGAAAACCGCCUUGGAACUGCAGAAACGCUACAUGGUGUUUAUUAACAGAGACAAGGUUGGACUUCAGAUCUUACCAGUUGAUGGCAAUCCACACAAGACAUCCGCUGUUAUAUGCCACCCCAACGGGGUGGCGGGAAUGGCCCUUUCCUACGAUGGCUGCUAUGCCUUCACAGCUGGAGGACAGGAUCGAUCGGUGGUGCAGUGGGAAAUCAACUUAAGUGCUCUGGAGGCAGCAGUUUCUCUUGGGGGCGAAGACUUGACCCCGUUCUAUGGUCUGGUGCCUGGUGGCAGGGAAGGAAAAUUCUACAGGGAGCUGGAAGACUAUUUUUACUAUUCUCAGCUCCGUAGUCAAGGUAUUGAUACAAUGGAGACCAGGAAGGUGUCGGAACACAUUUGCCUGUCAGAGCUUCCUUUUGUCAUGAGAGCAAUUGGCUUUUACCCAUCGGAAGAAAAGAUUGAAGAUAUGUUUAAUGAAAUCAGAUUUAGUGAGUAUGUGGACACUGGAAAGCUAAUUGACAAAAUCAACUUACCGGAUUUCUUCAAAGUUUACCUCAAUCACAGACCACCUUUCGGUAACACCAUGAGCGGCAUCCAGCAGAGCUUUGAUGUUCUUGGUUUUACCAAUUCAAAAGGAAAGAAGGCCAUACGAAGAGAAGAUUUCCUGAAACUGCUUCUAACGAAAGGUGAGCACAUGACCGAAGAGGAGAUGGGCGACUGCUUUGCUACCCUGUUCGGACUGAAUCCUGAGGGGUGGAAAUCUGAGCCUGCGGCCUCCUCUGUCAAAGGUUCAGAAAUCUGCUUUGAAGAAGAACUUCCAGACGAAAUCACUGCAGAAAUAUUCACGACAGACAUUCUUGGCCUAACCAUUUCACAAGAUUUCAGACAAGAUCCUAUGGUCGUGACAAGCAAGACAAGACUGAGAGACCAUCACAGACCGGAGGAGACUAGGGAGACAUGGUGGAGAAAGGCAAAACGGGAUCCCAGAACGGAUUUCCGGAACAGGAGGAGGAUGUUGGGGAAAGCAUGCAAUCCAGGUGAGGUCUCUAGUGUAGUUACCAGCUUUGCAGCCUUGUUCAUUUCUUAGUUUUGAUCACAAUAUAGUGGUUACAUAGCGUAUACACACCUGGGAAGCUGGGGGAGUGGUCCCUGGGAACUCUCUCUUCUACCUUUGCAACUCUCCUAUAAAUCUAAAAUUAUCUUGGGGCACCUGGGUGGCUCAGUCAGUUAAGCGUCCGACUCUUGUUUUGGCUCAGGUCAUGAUCUCAGGGUCGUGAGAUGGAGCCCCGCAUCAGGCUCCAUGCUCAGCGGGGAGUCUGCUUUAAAUUUUCUCUCUCCCUCUCCCCUUCCCCACACUUUCUCUCUCUCUCUAAAAUAAUAAAUAAAUCUUCUAAAAAAUCUAAAAUUAUCUCAAAAUUAAAACUUAAAAAAAAAAAAGAAAUCUGCACCACCUUUCUGACUGAGUCACCCCUGAAUCGUUUCUGUGCUCUGCCCUGCACCUCUCCAUUCUCAAGCAAACACUCCUGAAGCUAGUCAGGGCCGGCUGCUUUGGGGUCACCCCACUUGCUGUCUAUCCUCUGCAAACAUGAGCCUCUGCUGCACUUCCAGGCAAUGCAGACAAGAAGGGUCUUUUUUUUAAAGAUCUGUGUCCUUAAGCCAUGGCUACCCUCAACACUGGUGUUUUCGGCCUGAACACGUUCUUUAGGGAUUUGGCCAACAGUUCCCCUGCAGGCAGCUGCUUCCAAAUUGACUGUAAUAAAUAGAUACAGGGCAUUGGGAAUUAACAGCAAGUUGCCACCCUACUCGUAUGUCAUAGAACUACCCUCUGCUAGCUUAGCCUAAAGGAAAAAAACAAAAUACAAAAAACAAAGCCAGGGUCUCCUGGUUGGCUCGGUCGGUAGAGCGUGCGACUCUUGAUCUCGGGGUUAUGAGUUCGACCCCUACGCUGGGGGUAGAGAUUGCUUAAAAAUAAAAUCUUAAACAACAACCCAGGUCGAUGUGACAUUCUUCCAUGGCAGUGCAAUACAGAGUAUAACGACCGACUGACCUCACAGGACAGCUAAGAGCGGGGUCCCUGUGCCCUUUAGCUUGUUAUCCUGAGCCGCUGAUCGGUGAGGCAGGCCUCCUGCCUUUCUCGGUCACAAUGGGUACUUAGUGCCCCGGUCCGUUCUUGGUGGUUUGCAAUGACCAGUGGUGCGGUUGGGGGUGGGGGGGAGUUCAACAUCCGAGAUGUCGCCACGGAAUGUGGUUGUCCCAAGUCCU